Messenger RNA from Ipomoea nil (Japanese morning glory), 555 nucleotides. RefSeq names its product Werner Syndrome-like exonuclease. Gene Ontology annotation, cellular component: nucleus; cytoplasm. Gene Ontology annotation, molecular function: 3'-5' exonuclease activity; nucleic acid binding. NCBI's taxonomy places the organism in Eukaryota, Viridiplantae, Streptophyta, Magnoliopsida, Solanales, Convolvulaceae. The coding region runs from base 1 to 555 and encodes 184 amino acids. Gene Ontology annotation, biological process: nucleobase-containing compound metabolic process. The record is from RefSeq and is a predicted model, not a curated record. The transcript is spliced from 2 exons.
AUGGCUAUGGAAAUUGGCAUUGUUGACUACGUCGCCGGAUCCCCCGACCUCUUCAACGUUCAGUUCCAAGGAGACUGUAUCAGAACCAUGGUCACCCAUGAACCCCGAAGGGUCGUCGACUGGAUCACCGAGGUGGAGCCAUCCAUCGCCACCCUCUGCGUGGGGCGGCGCUGCCUUGUCUUCCAAGUCCUCCACUGCAGCCGCAUCCCGGAAAAGCUCGUAAGCUUCCUGGCGAACCCCGGCUACACCUUCGUCGGGGCCGCGAUCGACGGCGACGUGGAGUUGCUGGCGAAAGACUACAAUUUAUGGGUGAGGAAUGCCGUGGAUUUGCGUGGGCUAGCUGUGCGGCGGUCCAACGAUUCGUCUCUGAAGAAUGUGGGGCUGAAGGAUCUGGUGAGGAUUUACCUGGGGGCGCAGAUGGAGAAACCCAAACGGGUGAGGAUGGGGAAGUGGGAUCAAGAGUUGCUAAGUACAGAGCAGAUUCAGUAUGCAUGCAUUGAUGCUUUCGUGUGCUUUGAAAUUGGCAGGAUUUUGAAUGCUUCUUCUGCCUAUUAG